Molecule: messenger RNA, 2299 nt
Organism: Girardinichthys multiradiatus
Lineage: Eukaryota; Metazoa; Chordata; Actinopteri; Cyprinodontiformes; Goodeidae
Product: duodenase-1-like
Exons: 5
Coding region: 1403-2167 (254 amino acids)
Biological process (GO): proteolysis
Molecular function (GO): serine-type endopeptidase activity
Source: RefSeq, a predicted model, not a curated record
AGAAGUAAUUUAAUUUACAUUGUAAUUUCAUCUCAAAAUAAUUUCAGCAGCUCUGUGAAAGCCUUUCAGAUUUGUAAGAGAACAGAAGCAAACAAGCAGCAUCAUGAAGACCAAGGAACACACAUGGUGGUGGUAGCAUCAUGUUGUGGAGUUGCUUUCUCUUGACAGGGAGACUCAUCAGCUAAAUGCUAGAAGAAAACUUGCAACAGACUUCAGAUUUCUAAAACAUAAGAAAUUCUAAUGAUAGAGCAAAAGCAUAUCCAAUCAUAAUCAAACAUGCUAUAUUCAAAUGUUAUAUAUGUGUUAGAAUGCCCCAAUCAAAUUCCAGAACUAAAUCUGUGGCAAGACAUGAUCCUUCUGGACAGAAGUGCUUUCCACCCAGUUUGAGUGAGCUUGAGCUGUUUUGCAAUGAAGACCUUGUUGGUAACUGUUGCAGAAACUCUGUUUAAAGUUCAUACACUAUAUUGCCAAAAGUAUUGAUUCACACCAUCAAAUCCAUGAAUUCUGGUGUUCCAAUCAAUUCAAUGGCUGCAGGUAUAUGAAGUUUGGUGUGGAGAGACUUGACUGGCCUGCACAAAGUCCUGACCUCAACCUUCUUGAACACCUUUGGGAUGAAUUAGAGCAGAGGCUGCAAUUCUGGUUUUCUCAUCUAACUAUGAACACACUCCUGAACCUUGUGGAUGAUAUUUGCAGAAUAGUUAAAGUUGCUAUUGCUGGCAACAGUGGGUCCAUCAACAAAUUGGACCUUAUAAAUUAACAAUAGAAUGUCAUCAAAGUUCAUGUACAUGUAAAACAAACAAACAUCUUUAGCAAUAUAGUGUAUAUAUCUAUCCAUCUAUUGACUAUAUCCACUUAUCCUGAGGGGUUGCAGGGGCGGAGGGGGGUCUAUCUCCAGUGGUUAUUGGGCGACAUGCCGGGAACAAACACAAGAAAAGGUAUUCAAACAUAGUGAUCACAAUUAAGGCACAAGUAAAAAAUAACACAAAAAAUUGACCAAAUGUACUAUAAUGUGAAACAGCAAGAUGUCCACAAUAUUUGAGUAAAAAAAAAACUAUUUCAGAUCAAAACAUAGUUGCAUUUGUAAUGUAAAAAGUAUACCAAAAAGGUGAUAGGAAAUUAUAUUACAGUAGGACAACGUAUAAAGAAAUAAACAGAUCAAUGGUAAAACAUGUUUCUUGUAUUGAUUUUCAUAGUAUUUGCAUCAGACUUCUGAGCAUUUAACAAUCAUGAACAGUAAUUUGAGUUUGAGUUGUCCAAAUCAUGCUUUUAAAGGGGAUGUGGUUAGCUGUGAAACUGUCAUAGAUUUCACUAGAUAAUUGCAUGUGCAAGCAAAGGAAGCCGUAUAAAAGGGUCAGCUUGACAAACUAUUGCACAGCUAGAAUUAGCCUGGUUUGCUGGCACCAUGUUCAGCCGGAAUGAAUUUCAGCGUUUCCUUGCUCUGAUAUUUCUCAGACAAACGGUUUAUGGAAGUAACAUCAUACAUGGCAAUAAAGCCCCUGCAAACUCCAUGCAGUAUAUGGUCUCAGUGCAAAGCAAUGGGCAUCAUGUAUGCGGAGGAUUUCUGAUCAGUGAGGACUUUGUGGUCACUGCUGCACACUGCAGUAUACCUACACCUGAUACGGUUGUUGUGGGAAAUCAGGAUCUCCAGAGUGCAAACAUUAAAAAAAUAAAAAUCGAAUACACAUGCAAAUUCCCUACUUACAAGGAUGUUGGCUAUGGCGAUGACAUCAUGCUUGUUAAACUCUCUGGGAGAGUGAACAAUGGAGUGAAAACCAUUCCAAUUCCAACUUUUGAUAUAUUCUUAGACGACAAUCAAAUAUGCUCGGUUGCUGGAUGGGGUAAAACCGAAGCACACAACCUCAGUCAUAAUCUGAGAGUGACAAAUGUGUCAAUCAUAAAUCCAAACGUCUGCUCGAGGCAGUGGAAUUAUACACUUCCACCCAAUGUGAUCUGUGCUGGUGGAUAUGGUACAAACAAAGGAUUCUGUCAGGGUGAUUCUGGUGGCCCUCUAGUGUGCAAUGGAAUAGCUGUUGGUGUUGUGUCAUUCAACAGAUCUAGAAACUGCAACUACCCAGAUGUACCCAACAUCUACACAGAUCUUUCUAAAUAUCGUCACUGGCUCAUCAGGGCUAUGAAGGAAAAGAGAUGUAAUCAGGCAAAGUUUUAGAAUGAUUACAAUGAUUGUUGCAGCUCAAGUUCAUAGUGUGUGGGUGGUGAAGUUGUGGCUCUUAUUUAGGUUGCUGUGUCAGCUUCUGCUCUUCAGCUGAAUUAGUCAAUAAAACAAAAGGCUUUGAAAUAA